AUGAUGGACCCACUCACGGCUCUCAGUACUGCCUCUGCAGUGGUCCAGCUGGUUGACUUUGGCAUGAAAGUACUGGACGAGACCCGCCAGAUUUAUGGGGAGGGGCAAGUGAUAACACUCGAGGAAUUGAAGGGACUUACACAUGAUCUAGUCCAUGUGAAUCAAAUGCUGGUAUAUCAAUCACAGCCCAAGGGUUUGAUAGCGGACCCUCUAACCGAUGCAGAGAAGGCAUUGGAGAAACUAGCUGUAGAUUGCAGUAAUGUGGCGACUGAGUUAAUCACUUGUCUCGAGUCCUUGGCCUCGAAACCUGGCAUGGGAUACUGGGAAAGCUUCCUGCAAGCAAUUCGGAGCCGAUGGAACCACGACAAGAUCAAGGAAAUGCGGAAACGCAUCAAAUCCUUCCAAGACCAGAUUGCCGUGCGUGUUCUGGCUGUUAUAAAUACCAGAACAAUUGCCCAAGGAGAGAGACAAGAGCAACGUUUUGAUCGACUGGAGCAAGCGCACGGGGAUGUGGUCGAUAUCGUAGCCAUCAAUCGCAAGCUGUUGCAAUCAACCAUAGGCAACAAUACAGCCGAGCUGUCUCACUCAAUCUCUCAGAAUGAACAAAAAGCCAAAGUCCGACACGAAGAGAUCAUAUCAGCAAUCCUCAAACUCCGAGAUGGAAGUUCGAAGGUCAUUACUGGGAAUCAAACUAAUGUGACCCCUGACCUCCACACGCAAGAAACCAUAAUGACUCUCCAAAGGCCAAUUUUCGAGCAUGUGGACUUUCAUGUACAAAACUUUCAGGUGGUUCAAUCGAAGAUUCUCGACUGCCUUCACUUCAGACAGAUUGAUCACCGGUAUGAUACUGUGAACAAUGCUCACCGGAACACGUAUGAGUGGAUCUACCACGACCCGGACGUGGAGAACAAGCCGUGGAGUAACUUUUCUCAAUGGCUCGAACAAGGACAUGGCUGUUACUGGGUAAAUGGAAAAGCAGGGUCUGGCAAGUCAACUCUCAUGAAGUUCAUUUACAACCAUCCAAAGACGGCGAAAUCUCUUUCGGGUUGGGCCGGUAAGAAUGAGCUAGUCAUCUCAUCAUUUUUCCUCAGUAAUUUGGGAAAGUCGCUACAAAAAUCUCCUGCUGGUCUCAUACGAUCCCUUCUCUAUGAUGCUCUCAGAAGACAUCCUCAUCUGAUUCCGCAAGUGGUUCCCGAGUUGUGCAGAGAGGCGGCAGGAAUUCAACCCAUAAGCAAGCCGAACGAGGCGGUGUUCAGAAUCCAUGAGCCACCUGUCAAGCUUGAAGAGCCAAGUUUCAGUGAACUUACAAAAGCAUUUCAGAAUCUUAUUCGAGGCUGCAGUGAGAACCUACGUUUCUGUUUCUUCAUUGAUGGUGUGGAUGAAUGCGAGGGUGAUUAUUCGGAGCUUCUCGAGUUGAUAGCAUUUGCAUCCCACUCACCGCAUAUUAAGAUCCUCGUAUCCAGUCGCCCUAUAACUCCCUGUGUUGCGGCCUUCUCCGAGUUUCCAAGUCUGCGAUUGCAAGACCUCACACACGAUGAUAUUAUGGUCUUUGUUCAAGACAAAGUAAAGGAUCAACUCGAGCGCCGAGUCGGAGAUCGCGCCGAUGCAUUGAUUUUGGAAAUCGUGGACCGCGCGUCUGGUGUGUUCCUAUGGAUCAUCCUUGUCGUAAAAUCUAUCAUUCUCGGCGUCCAGAGCAUGGAUAGAUAUGAGGAUCUGCAGCGGCGGGUGGAUGAGCUCCCAGAAGACUUGAUGGACUUAUACUCACACAUGCUGCGAAAUAUUGGGCCGCUCUACGCACAGCAAGCUUCGCAAAUAUUCCAGUUAAUUUUGAACAGCGUGGGAGUGGUAAACGGUGAAGAAAUCACGACUCUACAGUUGUCGUUUGCAGAUCAGAAGCCUGUAGAUGCAAAGACCACACCUAUUCGAGAGAUAUCCUCUUCAGAGGAGACCAGGAGGACUGAAGAGAUGGAUGGCCGUAUUCGGAGUCGUUGUUGCGGGCUCCUGGAGAUCAGAGAUCGAAAGUACUCCGGAGGCAGACUCAUGUCUAUCCGGCGGCCUACUGUUGCGUUCCUGCAUCGUACUGUCUUCGAGUUUCUCACUGAGCAGAUAGAAUCAAAGGAUUGGCUGAAUCUAGCAACAUCAAAGUCAGACUUUGAUCCUCAGCUCUCGCUGGCUUCUUCAUGUCUUUUGCUGGCAAAAUCCCUCCCCCAGCAGUGGAUGGUGGACCGUGACUCUCUACCUUCGCAGUGUAUGCAAAAUUGCCUCUACCACUGCUCCAUGAUAGAUCGCGAAACCGGUCUAACAACAGAGCUGUUGGAUGAGCUCAAUCGCACAGUGUCUUAUCAGUUCGCGAAAGUAUGGAGCCCAGGAAGCGAUUCAGGGGAACAAAAGUUCUACACUGCUGCUUCUCCCUUCGGCGAAGCCUUAACAGUCUGUGACCGUCCCAAUUCGUUCCUACCCUUGUCAGUGACAUGGGGCCUAUCGUUUUAUCUACAAGAUAAGCUAGACUUCGGUGACUAUGAUGAAGUACAGCUUGAAGGACUUCUCCAUCUUGCUGUCACCAGCUUCAUUCUUGCAUGCCCUGGUCCCGACACUUCUUCCUCUGUGUACGCAGCGUCGGAAUCCUUGCGAGUGAUGAGAUACGCGAAAAUUAUUUCUCUGCUGCUAGACUACGGAGUAAGUCCAAACUGUCGAGCAAAGGGUCCAAAUGAAAACAGUGCCUGGGAAUCGCUUUUAGAUUCUCUGCACAGCCAAUUAUUGUACGAUGGAGAAUUUUUGGAAACUUUCAAUGAUGAAAGAGGCUAUUCACGAACAUUGCUCAAUCUGGUUGUUGUCAUGAUCAUGUCUGCAGCAGAUCCCAACGCGAGCAUCAUUUGGAGAUCAAAAAGUUACCGUGGUGUUGAAAAACCAGUCCAAUUCCGGAGAUCAGCGCUACGGAUCAUUGAGCUUCUCCCAUCCGGCGAGGUGGCUGAUUUCACCCACCACAAGACCCAGCCUGCAGCCUCUUUGCACUGUCAACAGAUUGCGCAGUACCGCACACGACUUAUUAGCAUGCUCCAGGAGAAACAUGCUGUCUCGAAAGAGUGGAGAGGUUCGGCAUCGCCAGAUGAGGUCAACAAAAAACCAUUAAACUCAGGAAGCCCCAAAGUAACCGAAUCCAAAGCUGGUGAGGAGAAAAGCCGUCGGCCAUGGAAGCAAAUUUCGCGAGCUUUCCGGAGAACGAAAGCAUAG
This is a messenger RNA of Penicillium malachiteum, 3231 nucleotides long. RefSeq lists its product as uncharacterized. The transcript has 2 exons. Bases 1 to 3231 code for a protein of 1076 amino acids. NCBI's taxonomy places the organism in Eukaryota, Fungi, Ascomycota, Eurotiomycetes, Eurotiales, Aspergillaceae. The record is from RefSeq and is a predicted model, not a curated record.